GGGGCGCUCGCCCGCCGGGCCCUGCUGCCCGGCGCGGCCCUCUGAAGAGACGCUCUCGCCUCCGUGCGGGACGGUGCUUGACCGUCACGCAGCUGCACGCCCACCCCUUUCUCCUCUUUCUAGGCACCGCGCGUUUUUUUCUCUUUUUCGGGCGAAGUAACUUUUGCAUUCCCGCCUCCCCCGAGUCCUGGGGACCAGAGGCGGCGCCGAGCCUGGGGGCGGUUCCUUGGCAGCGUCGGUUCUCGCCGGAGCCAGACUUUUGCUCCUGGGCUGGGUUUGCAUCAUCCCCAUCACACCCUCAGGAGAGAGGAGCCGGCCCCUUUCAGCCUCGGCUUCCGGCUCGGAGCAGAUCCCCCUCCCCCUCCCAGGCCCCCUCCCCUCCUCCGUCCUUCCCGGCCCGCCGCGUUUCCUCAGUCCUCGCCCUCCACCCCGCAGUAUUUUCUUUCUCUCGUCCUCCUCUCCUCCAUUCGUGGUUUUACGUUUCCCACUCUUUGAAGAAGGAUGGUUGAUUUGGAGAGCGAAGUGCCCCCUCUGCCUCCCAGGUACAGGUUUCGGGAUUUGCUCUUAGGGGACCAAGGAUGGCAGAAUGAUGACAGGGUGCAAGUUGAAUUCUAUAUGAACGAAAAUACAUUUAAAGAGAGACUAAAGUUAUUUUUUAUCAAAAACCAGAGGUCAAGUCUAAGGAUACGGCUGUUCAAUUUUUCUCUCAAAUUAUUAAGCUGCUUGCUAUAUAUAAUACGAGUGCUGCUAGAAAACCCUUCACAAGGAAAUGAAUGGUCUCAUAUCUUUUGGGUGAACAGAAGUCUACCUUUAUGGGGCUUACAGGUUUCAGUGGCAUUGAUAAGUCUCUUUGAAACAAUCCUACUUGGUUAUCUCAGCUAUAAGGGAAACAUCUGGGAACAGAUUUUACGAAUACCCUUCAUCUUGGAAAUAAUUAACGCCGUUCCCUUCAUUAUCUCAAUAUUCUGGCCUUCCUUAAGAAAUCUAUUUGUCCCAGUCUUUCUAAAUUGUUGGCUUGCCAAACACGCCUUGGAAAAUAUGAUUAAUGAUCUACACAGAGCCAUUCAGCGUACACAGUCUGCAAUGUUUAAUCAAGUUUUGAUUUUAAUAUCUACAUUACUAUGCCUUAUCUUCACCUGCAUUUGUGGAAUCCAGCAUCUGGAACGAAUAGGAAAGAAGCUGAAUCUCUUUGACUCCCUUUAUUUCUGCAUUGUGACAUUUUCUACUGUGGGCUUUGGGGACGUUACUCCAGAGACCUGGUCCUCCAAGCUUUUUGUCGUUGCCAUGAUCUGUGUUGCUCUCGUGGUUCUCCCCAUCCAGUUUGAACAGCUGGCCUAUUUGUGGAUGGAGAGACAGAAGUCAGGUGGAAACUAUAGCCGACACAGAGCUCAAACCGAAAAGCAUGUUGUUCUGUGUGUCAGCUCGCUGAAGAUUGAUUUACUCAUGGAUUUUUUAAAUGAAUUCUAUGCUCACCCAAGACUCCAGGAUUAUUAUGUGGUGAUUUUGUGUCCCACUGAAAUGGAUGUGCAAGUUCGAAGGGUCCUGCAGAUUCCCAUGUGGUCCCAGAGAGUCAUCUACCUUCAGGGUUCAGCCCUGAAAGAUCAGGACCUGUUGAGAGCAAAGAUGGAUGAUGCCGAGGCCUGUUUUAUUCUGAGCAGCCGGUGUGAAGUGGAUAGGACAUCAUCUGACCACCAAACAAUCUUGAGAGCAUGGGCUGUAAAAGAUUUUGCUCCUAAUUGCCCUUUGUACGUCCAGAUCUUAAAGCCCGAAAACAAAUUCCAUAUCAAAUUCGCUGAUCAUGUUGUUUGUGAAGAAGAGUUUAAAUACGCCAUGUUAGCUUUAAACUGUAUAUGCCCAGCAACCUCUACACUCAUUACACUGCUGGUUCAUACCUCUAGAGGGCAAGAAGGCCAGCAGUCGCCAGAGCAGUGGCAGAAGAUGUAUGGCAGGUGCUCUGGGAAUGAAGUCUACCACAUCGUUUUGGAGGAAAGCACAUUUUUUGCUGAAUAUGAAGGAAAGAGCUUCACAUAUGCUUCUUUCCAUGCACACAAAAAGUUUGGUGUCUGCUUGAUCGGCAUCAGGCGGGAGGACAAUAAAAACAUUUUGCUGAAUCCAGGUCCUCGAUGCAUCAUGAACGCUACAGAUAUUUGUUUCUAUAUCAAUAUUACCAAAGAGGAGAAUUCAGCAUUUAAAAACCAAGACCAGCAGAAAAAAAACAAUGUAUCAAGGUCGUUUUAUCAUGGACCUUCUAGAUUACCUGUACAUAGCAUUAUUGCCAGCAUGGGUACUGUGGCCAUAGACUUGCAAGACACAAGCUGUAGAUCAGCAAGUGGUCCUACCCUGUCUCUUCCUACAGAAGGAAGCAAAGAAAUCCGAAGACCUAGUAUUGCUCCCGUUUUAGAGGUUGCAGAUACGUCAUCCAUUCAAACAUGUGAUCUUCUAAGUGAUCAAUCAGAAGAUGAAACUACACCAGAUGAAGAAGUGUCCUCAAACUUGGACUACGCUAAAGGCUACCCACCUUACUCUCCGUAUAUAGGAAGUUCACCCACGUUUUGUCAUCUCCUUCAUGAAAAAGUGCCAUUUUGCUGCUUAAGGCUAGACAAGAGUUGCCAGCAUAACUACUAUGAGGACGCAAAAGCCUAUGGAUUCAAAAAUAAGCUAAUUAUAGUUGCAGCUGAAACAGCUGGGAAUGGAUUGUAUAAUUUUAUUGUUCCUCUCAGGGCAUAUUAUAGACCAAAGAAAGAACUUAAUCCCAUAGUACUGCUAUUGGAUAACCCCCUAGACGACUUGCUCAGGUGUGGGGUGACUUUUGCUGCCAACAUGGUGGUCGUGGACAAGGAGAGCACCAUGAGUGCCGAGGAAGACUACAUGGCAGACGCCAAAACCAUCGUCAACGUGCAGACCCUUUUCAGGUUGUUUUCCAGUCUCAGUAUUAUCACAGAGCUCACCCACCCAGCCAACAUGAGAUUCAUGCAAUUCAGAGCCAAAGACUGUUACUCUCUUGCUCUUUCAAAGCUGGAAAAGAAAGAGAGAGAGCGAGGUUCUAAUUUGGCCUUUAUGUUCCGACUGCCUUUUGCUGCUGGGCGGGUGUUUAGUAUCAGCAUGCUGGAUACACUUCUUUACCAGUCCUUUGUGAAGGACUACAUGAUUUCCAUCACCAGACUCCUGCUGGGAUUGGACACGACACCCGGGUCGGGGUUUCUUUGCUCUAUGAAGGUCACGGAGGAUGACUUGUGGAUCAGAACCUACGCCAGACUUUAUCAGAAGCUGUGCUCUUCCACCGGGGACGUUCCCAUUGGGAUCUACAGGACCGAAUCGCAAAAGCUCGCGACGUCUGAGUCUCAGAUCUCCAUCAGCGUGGAAGAGUGGGAAGACACCAGAGAUGCCAAAGAGCAGGGUCACCCCCGAGGAAACCACCGCAACUCGACCUCCAGCGACCAGUCCGACCACCCCUUGCUGCGGAGGAAGAGCCUGCAGUGGGCCCGGAGACUGAGCCGGAAAGGUCCCAAACACUCCGGUAAAACAGCUGAGAAAAUAACCCAGCAGCGGCUGAACCUCUACAGGAGGUCAGAAAGACAAGAGCUUGCUGAACUUGUGAAAAAUAGAAUGAAACACUUGGGGCUUUCUACAGUGGGCUAUGAUGAAAUGAACGAUCAUCAAAGUACCCUCUCCUAUAUCCUGAUUAACCCGUCUCCAGAUACCAGGCUGGAGCUGAACGACGUCGUAUACUUAAUACGACCUGAUCCCUUGGCCUACCUACCAAACAAUGAACCCAGUCGAAAAAACAGCAUCUGCAACACCACUGGCCAAGACUCUCGGGAGGAAACUCAGCUUUGAUAAAAAGAAAAUGAGACUUAUUUUUUCCUACAAGGAUCUUGCUUGAAACAACCCUAAAUCCUAGAAAAACAAAAGUGUUGCUGGCAUGAAAAUAAACUAGAUUGGAACAUAUCCCGUUCUUUCACAUUUAAAAAAAAUUCUGUUCUCCUAGAAGUAUAGAUUAUUUUGAAAUUUAAAGUACUGCUUCUUGGUACUCUUCCUAUUAAUAUCUGAGAGACCUCAAUGGAAUGCUUCUGAAAACGUAAAUUAAGACAUAAACAUUUAAACCUAAUGCUGAAUUGUUUAACAGUAAUGCAAACCAUACGAAGCCAGUUUUUUAACAGUUUGAAGGUUUUACUGAAAGGAAACUAGAAACCCAACUAUAUUUGGUGCAUCACAAAGGAAGUAGAAGAUGUUACUCCUCUUAAAAUUAAAUGUGUCGUAAUAUAUUCUUUAAAUUUGCCAUUUUUUAAAAUGAGCUAAUCAUAAAUGCUUAGUCCUCUCUACACAGAGAUUAACAAAAAAGUUGUGUGCUGGACUUUUAUGUAAGAAUCAUAGUUUGCUUUAGAAUAGACAUCUUUAAGUCAUUUUCACCUUUUUCUUGCUUUCUCAUAUGAUAUAUUAUUUUAGAAUUUGAGCUGCUCAUGGAGUGUUUUAUUACUCUGAGUAAACCAAAACAAACACAAAAGAAAAAUCAAAUACAUGAACUUUUCCCAACUUUAGAUGUGACAUACACUGUAUGCCAAGAAAGGUGUACUAAAGAAGAUGUAUGUCUUAUUCUCCUGCGAGAAUGCCUAACAUAAAGUACUUCACCGCAUUUGUCAGCUUAAAUGUAAUCCAAGAAUUGAAACGUUCACUGAAAUAGUCACGAUUCCAUUAGACUCUUGAGCUUUAGCAUUUUUGUAUGUCUACAUAGUGUAUUUCAUUAAAAAGAUGAUAUUAAAAGAAACAAAAUUCUACUUUUUUAUAGAAGACAUUUCAAAACAUUAUUAGUCCUCCUUCUUUAUGCACUUGAUAUGGAAAUAAUCACAUACCAAAAAUCGGUAUAUUAAAAGUUUUGAUCUAAUUUUGGAAAAUUAUAGGAACUAUGUUGUAACACUAUGAGGGAAAAGUAUAAAAUGAAAAUAGGUAGUUUUUGCCAUUUACAUUUACUGUAAAGCCUACAGAAUUUGACAAGAAUAGAGAAAAGCCAACCUUUGAUGACACUAAUGCUUUUACCUGUAUUGCAUUCCUCCCCUUCAGAAACAAGCAGAAAAGCACAGAUCACACUUUGCCAGGUAGUUGAAAUGUGUGUUGUUACUCUCAUAAAAGAGAUAUUGAGAAAUUUAAAAAGAUGUUUUCCUCUAAUUUUGUAUUUUUUUUAUUUCUGAACUUCACAUUGAUUUUUAAUUCAACGGAUAAUAGGAUAGAUAAGAUUAGAAAGAGACCAUUUAUGCUCUCUUUUCACAAAGAAGCAGAUAAAUUGAAAGAAAAAUAGAAUAAUUAAAAAAAAUACCACCUAAUAUUCCCCAAAUAAAUCUAUGGAAAUAAAAAUAUAAAACGUAAAAUGGGAAAUUAUAAACUAUAGCCAUUGUGUAAUUUGGCUUUGAAAAUAUGAAAUGCCUAUUUGUCGUUGCUGUUUUUGUUUAGUGUUUUACGUUACUCUCAUUUUAGAAUAACAAGAACGCUAAGAAUUUCUUCUAAAACAAGGAGCACCUAUAGUUAAUUUUUUUUUAGCCAGACAAGGAAGUAGAAUAUGUAACGAAUUACUUAAAAUCAGAAGCUUACCUGAAGACAAAGAUUGUGUGCAUAUGUAAGUGUGUAUGUUACAAAACACAGGUGAAGUAUAUCUGACAAACAUAUUCACAUGUAAAUUAUUCAAGCUAAAGGCAGAAUUUAAUAUAUGUAAUGGAGAACAAUAAUAAAUUUAAUGAACUUGUUGCAUAUUUGCUCAUAUUCCAGUCAAAUGUUUCCUUGAGUUACCAUUUAUUUCCUCCACUACAGUUAUGUUUAGGGAUAAAUGUAAGAAUUUAUGAAUCUUCUGUUUCCCCUCAAGAUCUCUAAUUGAGUAUUUUUGCAUUAUGACCGUUGUCAAGACUAGGAUUUUAAGCUAGGACUGACUAUAUUUACUAUGAAACUAAAAAUUUUGUUUCAUAAAUUUUACAAUAAUUAUUUUUGAUUAUGAAUGUUAGCCCAAAUUUAAUACUUGACACAAUUCAUAUCAGCUUGCUGUAAUAAUGAUCAUUUAUUAGUCUUUCUGUUAUUUAAAGAAUAAAAACAUACUUAUAAAAGCCUUUUAACAAAGUUGCCUUUUUAAUAUACUUGCACAUGGAAAUAAAAUAUGAAGUUAACAAUAGUUCUUGUAACCCUAUAGGGUUUGGUUCUGUUUAUUGUCUCUGUACCAUUUUGC
Molecule: messenger RNA, 6205 nt
Organism: Phacochoerus africanus (Common warthog)
Lineage: Eukaryota; Metazoa; Chordata; Mammalia; Artiodactyla; Suidae
Gene: KCNT2
Product: potassium sodium-activated channel subfamily T member 2
Exons: 27
Coding region: 502-3837 (1111 amino acids)
Biological process (GO): potassium ion transport
Cellular component (GO): membrane
Molecular function (GO): intracellular sodium-activated potassium channel activity
Source: RefSeq, a predicted model, not a curated record